AUGGCGCCCUCGGGAUCUCGCAAGAGUGUGAAACUCAGCCCGUCAGGCGCGGAGGAUGGCGAUGGUAGAAACCGAUCAGCUCCGACGAAGCAAACAACUACGGUGAAUUGGUACCCAGGCGUUUGGUCGGCCUCCAAAUCGUCCAAAGCGGCCCCUAUUACCGAGGUUGCCCGUGAGAGCAUUUCAGUCGCUAAAGGCGCGCCAGCAUUAGACCUAACCUCUUCUUCAACCCCCCAACUGCACAAGCAACAUCGGAGUCCUUCGCUCCAGCUCACUAGGAAGGCGGGCGCGUCAAGCCGCUCUCUUCCAGCGGACGCUACCACUACGAAGAUAAAUAUCGCCUCCGACGGUUCCUCUUCGUCCCCCGCCGUCGAUUCGGAGCCAGGCCCUGAUGGACCAGCACCAGAUGCGGAUACAAAGGAGACAACAAACGAAUGCACAGGUCAAAACGCCGAACGAGCACAAGUGAAACCCGCGUCGGAAACCCCAAACCCCGGCACCGAGGUAGCUCCGGAAGGGCCAGCAACUUCUUCGACAGCUCAACCAGGGGGUUGGCUCGCAUGGAUUUAUCCGUGGUCUACAUCCGACAAUAAUACCGACCAGUCUUCGCAAACACCAGUAAAUUCGAACGGGGAGGCGCAGCGUUCGAAAGAGGAAGAAGCUCCAGUCAAACAGACCACCGAGGAACAAGCUGUACAGGCGUCUAUCGAACCACACAACAAUAACACAACUUCAGAAGAAGAAAACAACCGCCCAGCUGACAACGAUAGCCCGCCAAACAGAAACGGAGCCCCAGAAACUUCAGAGGUCCCUGCGACGUCCCAAAAGCGGUCGUGGCUACAAAUGUGGUACGGUUCAUCUGGAAAGGGUGUCGAAUCACCCAAGAAUGAGUCGUCGACAGCGGACAAGCCAACACCCCCUGCUACGGAGGAGGUGUCCCCGUCGGAUCAACAUGUUGAGGAGAACUCGCCAGUUGAAAACAACCAACAGAGUGUGGAUCAGAGCACCACACCUGCUAAAAAUGCCAAGCCCUCAGGCUGGUCUUUCUGGUUCAAAGAGCCGUCACAGGAUCAAACUAAAGGAAGACCCCAGGACGCACAGGCAGUUGAAGUCUCGGUGGCUGGGGAGCCGUCUACCAAGAAACUGAAAGAAGAGGCAGCGUCGGAUCCCGAACGCAAAGUGGAAGCUGGAAAGGAAGGGACUGUGAAACUUAAAUCCCCGAAGAGCAGUUCUGCGUUGCCUGAUAAGCUCUCAGCUGCGCCAGGAACUGCUGCCACUGUUCCGGAAACUGCCGCCUCCAAGCAAUUGCAGAAGAUACUGCCGAAUCAGGUCCUCCCUCUGUUCAAGGACACCUUUGCCCUUGAAGAGAGGCCGUCGUUCCUCCAAUCCAUUGGACGCCUCCUUCAUUACAACAAAGAGCCAAAUAACAAACACGUGUAUAUGGUUCGCGACCCGCCGCAAAUCAAGCGGGCUUUGGCUAUCGGUGUGCAUGGCUACUUCCCCGCCCCUUUGCUUCGAAGCGUCCUUGGUCAGCCAACAGGCACUUCUGUCAGGUUCUCGACCAUGGCGGCGGAAGCUAUACGCAAAUGGACGGAGGACCGUGGAUACCAAUGUGAAAUUGAAAAGAUAGCCUUGGAGGGAGAAGGUCGCAUUGCUGAACGAGUGGACCUGCUCUGGAAGCUUCUGCUCAACUGGAUGGAGAAGAUAAGGAAUGCUGAUUUUAUCCUCGUUGCAUGCCACAGCCAAGGUGUCCCUGUGGCCAUCAUGUUAGUUGCGAAAUUAAUAGCAUUCGGUUGUUUGAAUGCUACGCGGGUUGGUGUGUGCGCCAUGGCCGGCGUUAAUCUGGGCCCGUUCCAUGAUUACCGAUCUCGAUUGAUCAGUGGCUCUGCCGGAGAGCUAUUCGAUUUCGCCUUACCAUACAGCCAAGUUUCGAAGGACUACGAAGCAGCGUUGAAGACCUCUCUCAAUUUCGGGGUUCGAGUAUCUUAUAUUGGCAGCAUUGACGAUCAGCUAGUAUCCCUGGAGGUACAGUUUCCCUUUGCUUCUGGCAAGAUGAUUGGAAGACUAACUAUGUUGUGCCUGGUCCAGUCGUCUUUGUUCUCGCCAGUAACGCACCCAUAUAUCUAUCGCGCCGUGUUUGUCGAUGGCAAGGUCCAUGCUCCAAGUUUGUAUGUCACAUCCAGCCUCUUUCUCUCGCACCUAGUCGGGUUUGCUCUCAAGCUUCGUAACUUGGGCAUCCCAGACCAUGGUUUGAUCCGUGAAUUAAGCGCACCACUAGCGGGCAGUCUGUACACGGGCGAUGGCCAUUCCCGCCUGUACGAUGAUGAGGUCGUUUACCGACUAGCUAUCGAGUUUGCGCUAGAAACGUCAAAUGUGCCCACUACUCCAGUACACAUCAAGCGUGCGCUUCCUUCCCCCGCCAACCCCUACAUCUUACCCUUUGCCAUGCGCGGCCUCCUCGAGGAGGAAUACGUCCGGCGAGAGUUAUAUGACGAAACCAUGGAGUUGUUACGCCAAUUCGACAAUUGGAAACCGACUAGCAAAGUUCUCAAAGAUGUCAAGUUCCGCCUAGAGGGAAUUCGGUCGAAGCUCUGA
Messenger RNA from Aspergillus terreus NIH2624, 2595 nucleotides. RefSeq lists its product as uncharacterized. The record is from RefSeq and is a predicted model, not a curated record. The transcript has 4 exons. The coding region runs from base 1 to 2595 and encodes 864 amino acids. Lineage: Eukaryota; Fungi; Ascomycota; Eurotiomycetes; Eurotiales; Aspergillaceae.